UGUCCGUUAAUAAUCCGACCAGUAAUUUGGUAAAUAUAUAAUAAAAAAAAGAAAUGAUUGUAAAAUAAAUAAAAAAUAAAAAUAUCGCGUUUAUUAAUUUAAAAAAAAAUAAAAUAAAAUCCAAAGCAAUUUAAAAAUUAUAAAUUCUUUUUUAGUGUAUCUUAAUUAAAUAUUUAUAUAGAAUAUUAUAAAAAAAUUUAAAUGAACAGGUGGGAGAUGACGUUAUCCGUAUUACCUGCGUACCUGUUAAACUUGGCCGAUUUACUCCGAGCAAAAGCGAAACAAACCGAGUUGAAGGUGUUAAUAUUAAAAACACACACACUACCGGUUAACUUGACCGGUACUGUAUCUAAAAAAUAUAUACAUGUAUAAAUGUAUUCAUCUACCUGCAUAUUUACCUGUACAAGAUGGUACAACAUAUGUACAAUAUACUUGUGGUGUCAGCAAUAAAUAUACAAAAGAUAAACUUACCAACAACCAUUUAAAUAUCAUCGAAAUUAUAUAACGUUAUUAAAAUAAUUAUCAACAAGUAAAUUAUAUAUUUAAUUAUAUUUUUAUAAUUUAUAUUUAAAAAAAAAAUAUAAAAAACAAUUGAGUAUAAGUGUGUGUGUGUAUUGAUGUGUGAUAGUUGUUUGGAGAAACGAGAAAAGUUUUUUAAAAAUAUUAUCCUUGUCUGACUCUAUUUUUUCAACAUCGGAGUAAUCACCCGGGGUCUUGGAUCUCAAUCGUCUCCGCUGGCCUCCACGUCGUCAGUUUACUCCUCGUAAUUGUCGGACAAUCAGGAAUGACACAAGAUAAUUAUUUAUCAAACAAGAGGAAUAUUAUUUUUUAUUUAAUACAGUGUUUUAUAUAAUUUGUGUUGAAAUAUAUUGUUUAGAAAAUAUACAUUUUUGUUUUUUCAAAGUGAAUUGUAGUUUUUCGAAAUUUUUUUAUUUCGUUAACAAGUUAUGAGUUUUAAAUUUUUAAUAUUCAAAUUUUUAUCAUUAACAAAGUGAUUAAUAUUACAUUCACGAGGUGGCGGGCCAAAGUGCACGCCAAUCACACCACAAAUAAUGGUCAUCGUAACCCGAGGUGAUUACAUAUGGAUCGAGCCAAUUUCAGGAAGAGAAUUUGAUGUUGCAAUUGGAGCACGUGUGAUAUCAGCUGAAGGAAGAAGAAUUCAAGUUAAAGACGACGAUAAUACGGAACAAUGGCUAACACCAGAGAGAAGAAUAAAAGCAAUGCAUGCAACAUCAGUACAGGGUGUCGAAGAUAUGAUAAGCCUUGGUGAUCUUCAUGAAGCUGGAAUAUUAAGAAAUUUAUUAAUUCGUUAUAAUGAAAAUUUAAUAUAUACAUAUACUGGUUCAAUUCUAGUCGCUGUAAAUCCAUAUCAAAUAUUACCAAUAUACACUGCUGAACAAAUAAAAUUAUAUAAAGAUAGAAAAAUUGGUGAAUUACCACCUCAUAUAUUUGCAAUUGGUGACAAUAGUUAUGCACAUAUGAAUCGUUAUGGACAAGAUCAAUGUAUUGUUAUUAGUGGUGAAAGUGGUGCUGGAAAAACAGAAAGUACAAAAUUAAUAUUACAAUAUCUUGCUGCAAUAAGUGGUAAACAUUCAUGGAUUGAACAACAAAUACUUGAAGCAAAUCCAAUACUUGAAGCAUUUGGUAAUGCUAAAACAAUUAGAAAUGAUAAUUCAUCACGUUUUGGUAAAUAUAUUGAUAUACAUUUUAAUGAUAAAGGUGUUAUUGAAGGUGCUAAAAUUGAACAAUAUUUACUUGAAAAAUCACGUAUUGUAUCACAAAAUAAUGAUGAAAGAAAUUAUCAUAUAUUUUAUUGUAUGCUUGCUGGUUUAUCAUAUGAUGAAAAAAAAAAAUUAGAACUUGAUAAUGCAUCAAAUUAUAAAUAUUUAAUUGGUGGUGGUAGUAUAACAUGUGAAGGACGUGAUGAUUCAGCUGAAUUUGCUGAUAUACGUUCAGCAAUGAAAGUAUUAUUAUUUACUGAUAAUGAAAUAUGGGAAAUAUUACGUUUACUUGCUGCAUUAUUACACAUGGGUAAUAUUAAAUAUCGUGCAACAAUUGUUGAUAAUUUAGAUGCAACUGAAAUAUCAGAACAUACUAGUGUUAAACGUGUUGCUCUGUUACUUGGUGUACCAAUACAAUCACUUAUUGAUGCAUUAACACGUAAAACAAUAUUUGCACAUGGUGAAACUGUUGUAUCAACAUUAUCACGUGAUCAAUCAGUUGAUAUACGUGAUGCAUUUGUUAAAGGUAUAUAUGGACGUUUAUUUAUACAUAUUGUUAAACGUAUUAAUGAAGCAAUAUAUCGUCCAAAAAAUAAAUCACGUAGUGCUAUUGGUGUACUUGAUAUAUUUGGUUUUGAAAAUUUUCAUCAAAAUAGCUUUGAACAAUUUUGUAUUAAUUAUGCUAAUGAAAAUUUACAACAAUUUUUUGUACAACAUAUAUUUAAGCUAGAACAAGAAGAAUACAAUAAUGAAUCAAUCAAUUGGCAACAUAUUGAAUUUGUUGAUAAUCAAGAUGCACUUGAUUUAAUUGCAAUUAAACAGUUGAAUAUUAUGUCAUUAAUUGAUGAAGAAUCAAAAUUUCCAAAGGGCACUGAUCAAACGAUGCUUGCUAAAAUACAUAAAACACAUGGUUUACAUAGAAAUUAUUUAAAACCAAAAUCUGAUAUGAAUACAUCAUUUGGUUUAAAUCAUUUUGCUGGUGUUGUAUUUUAUGAUACACGUAGUUUUUUAGAAAAAAAUCGUGAUACAUUUAGUGCUGAUUUAUUACAGCUAAUUCAUAUAUCAACAAAUAAAUUUUUAAAAGUAUGUUUUAUUGAUGAUAUUGGUAUGGGUUCAGAGACACGUAAACGUGCACCAACAUUAUCAACACAAUUUAAAAAAUCAUUAGAUUCAUUAAUGCGUACAUUAUGUAAUUGCCAGCCAUUUUUUAUAAGAUGUAUUAAACCAAAUGAAUAUAAAAAACCAAUGAUGUUUGAUCGUGGUUUAUGUUGUCGUCAAUUACGUUAUUCUGGUAUGAUGGAAACAAUUAGAAUACGUAGAGCUGGUUAUCCAAUACGUCAUGGUUUUAAAGAAUUUGUUGAACGUUAUCGUUUUUUAAUAUCUGGUAUACCACCAUCACAUAAAACAGAUUGUCAUCUAGCAACAGCUAAAAUAUGCCAAAUUGUAUUGGGUAAAUCUGAUUAUCAACUUGGACAAACAAAAGUUUUUUUAAAAGAUGCACAUGAUUUAUAUUUAGAACAAGAACGUGAUCGUGUAUUAACUAAAAAAAUAUUAAUAUUACAAAAAAAUAUACGUGGUUGGGUUUAUCGUAGACGUUAUUUACGUAUACGUCAUGCAACAAUAAUAAUACAAAAAUUUUGGCGUGCAUAUGAACAAAGAAAAAAAUAUAAACUAAUGAAAUCUGGUUAUAUGCGUUUACAGGCACUUGUUAGAUCACGUGUUUUAUCACAUAGAUUUAGACAUUUACGUGGUCAUAUUGUGUCAUUACAAUCACGUUCAAGAGGAUAUCUUGUACGUCAAAUGUAUCAUAAAAAAAUGUGGGCAAUUGUUAAAAUACAAACACAUGUACGUAGAUUAAUUGCACAAAGAUGUUAUAAAAAACAAAUGUAUGAAUAUAGAUUACAUAUUGAAGCAUUAAAAUUACGUAAAAUUGAAGAACGUGAAUUAAAAGAACAGGGUAAUAAACGUGCUAAAGAAAUUGCUGAAAGAAAUUAUCAACAACGUAUACAAGAAUUAGAAAGAAAAGAAAUUGAAAUUGCUAUUGAAGAUAAAAGAAGAAUGGAAAUUAAAAAAAAUAUUAUAAAUGAUGCUGCUAAAAAACAAGAUGAACCAGUUGAUGAUAGUAAACUUGUUGAGGCAAUGUUUGAUUUUUUGCCAGAUUCAAGUAGUGAAGCACCAACACCAGCACGUGAAACAUCUGUAUUUAAUGAUUUACCUGGUAUACAUAAUGAUUCACGUGAUAAUAAUAAUCAAAUUAAAAGAAAAGCAUUAAUUAAUCAUGCAAAUAAUAAAAAUAAUGAUGAUGAAGAUAACGGAGAUGAUGAAAGCAAUGAUAUUCAUCAUCAUCAUCAUCAACAACAUCAACACCAUAAUCGUGGUAAAGCUAAUGCUAAUGUUAAUGCAAAUGAUAUUGAUGAUGAUGAUGAUGAAAAUGAAAAUAAUCAUGAUAAUGCUGACGAUGAUGAUGAUGAUGAUAAUAUUGAUGUUGAUAAUGAUGAUGAUGAUAAUAAUAACAAUGCCAAUAAUAUUAUUGAAGAUUUAACUGAAUAUAAAUUUCAAAAAUUUGCAGCUACAUAUUUUCAGGGUAAUAUUACACAUCAAUAUUCACGUAAACCAUUAAAACAUCCAUUGUUACAAUUGUUGACACAAGGUGAUCAACUUGCUGCACAAGCAUUGUGGAUAACAAUAUUACGUUUUACUGGUGAUUUACCAGAACCAAGAUAUCAUACAAUGAAUCGUGAUACAACAUCUGUUAUGUCAAAAGUAACAGCAACACUUGGACGUAAUUUUAUACGUAGUAAAGAAUUUCAAGAAGCACAAAUGAUGGGUAUGGAUCCAGAUACAUUUAAACAAAAACCACGUUCAAUACGUCAUAAAUUAGUUAGUUUAACAUUAAAAAGAAAAAAUAAAUUAGGUGAUGAUGUUAGAAGAAAAUUACAAGAUGAUGAAUAUACUGCUGAUAGUUAUCAAUCAUGGUUGGAAUCACGUCCAACAUCAAAUCUUGAAAAAUUACAUUUUAUUAUUGGUCAUGGUAUACUUAGAGCUGAAUUAAGAGAUGAAAUAUACUGUCAAAUAUGUAAACAAUUAACAAAUAAUCCAUCAAAAUCAUCACAUGCAAGAGGUUGGAUAUUGUUGUCAUUAUGUGUUGGUUGUUUUUCACCAUCAAUAAAAUUUGUAAAUUAUUUACGUUCAUUUAUAAGAGAUGGACCACCAGGUUAUGCACCAUAUUGUGAAGAUCGUUUAAAACGAACAUUUAAUAAUGGUACAAGAAAUCAACCACCAAGUUGGCUUGAAUUACAAGCAACAAAAUCUAAAAAACCAAUAAUGCUACCAAUAACAUUUAUGGAUGGUAAUACUAAAACAUUAUUAGCUGAUUCAGCAACAACAGCACGUGAAUUAUGUAAUCAAUUAUCAGAUAAAAUAUCUUUACGUGAUCAAUUUGGUUUUUCAUUGUAUAUUGCAUUAUUUGAUAAAGUAUCAUCAUUAGGUAGUGGUGGUGAUCAUGUUAUGGAUGCAAUAUCACAAUGUGAACAAUAUGCUAAAGAACAAGGUGCACAAGAAAGAAAUGCACCAUGGCGUUUAUUUUUUCGUAAAGAAAUAUUUGCACCAUGGCAUGAACCAACUGAAGAUCAAGUUGCAACAAAUUUAAUAUAUCAACAAGUUGUUAGAGGUGUUAAAUUUGGUGAAUAUAGAUGUGAUAAAGAAGAUGAUUUAGCUAUGAUUGCUGCACAACAAUAUUAUAUUGAAUAUAAUAAUGAUAUGAAUAUUGAUAGAUUAUAUGCAUUAUUACCAAAUUAUAUACCAGAUUAUUGUUUAACUGGUAUUGAUAAAGCAAUUGAUAGAUGGGGACAUCUUGUAUUACAAGCAUAUAAAAAAAGUUAUUAUCUUAAAGAAAAUAUUAGAUCAUUACGUGUUAAAGAAGAUAUUGUUAGUUAUGCUAAAUUUAAAUGGCCAUUAUUAUUUUCACGUUUUUAUGAAGCAUAUAAAAAUUCAGGACCAAAUUUACCUAAAAAUGAUGUUAUUAUUGCUGUUAAUUGGACUGGUGUUUAUGUUGUUGAUGAUCAAGAACAAGUUUUAUUAGAAUUAUCAUUUCCAGAAAUAACAACAGUAUCUAGUCAAAAAACAAAUAAAAUAUUUACCCAAACAUUUUCAUUGUCAACUGUACGUGGUGAAGAAUUUACAUUUCAAAGUCCAAAUGCUGAAGAUAUACGUGAUUUGGUUGUUUAUUUUUUAGAAGGUUUAAAAAAACGUAGUAAAUAUGUUAUUGCAUUACAAGAUUAUAAACCACCAAUUGAUAAUACAUCAACAUUUUUAAAUUUUAAUAAAGGUGAUUUAAUAAUACUUGAUGAUGAUAAUACUGGUGAAAGUGUGUUAAAUAAUGGUUGGUGUAUUGGUAUAUCAGAUAAAACUGGUGAAAAAGGAGAUUUUCCAGCAGAAACUGUUUAUGUAUUACCAUCUCUAACAAAACCACCAAAUGAUAUAUUAUCAUUAUUUUCAAUUGACGAUAAUAAUACAGUUUAUAAUAACAAUAACAAUAAUAAAUUUUAUUCACAACAAAAUAAUAUUAAUAGUAAUAGUGGUAGUAUUAAUAAUAUAUCAACAACAACAACAACAACAGCAACAAUUAAUGGCAUUGAUAUUAUCAAAGAUAAACCACAUACAUUAAUUGAUUAUGCUAUUGAUCAUUUUAGAUUACCACCUAAAAGAACAAUAUCAAAAACACUAACAACAGCAGCAAGAAGAGCUAAUAUUAAUAAUAAUAUUAAUGGUAAUAAUAAUAGUAAUAAUAUAAAUAAUAUUGAUGAUAUUUGGCGUCAUUCAAGAGAGCCAAUAAAGGCACCAUUAUUACGUAAAUUAAUAUCAAAAGAUGAACUUGCUGAAGAGGCAUGUUAUUCAUUUAAUGCAAUAUUAAAAUACAUGGGUGAUUUACCAACAAAAAGGCCACGUAUUGGUAAUGAAUAUACGGAUAUUAUAUUUGAUGGUCCAUUAAAAAAUGAAAUAUUACGUGAUGAAAUAUAUUGUCAAAUAAUGAAACAAUUAACUGAUAAUAAAAAUCGUUUAAGUGAAGAAAGAGGAUGGGAAUUAAUGUGGCUUGCAACUGGUUUAUUUGUAUGUAGUCAAAGUUUAUUGAAGGAAUUAACAUUAUUUUUACGUACACGUAGACAUCCAAUAUCACAAGAUUCACUUCAAAGAUUACAAAAAACAUUGAAAAAUGGACAACGUAAAUAUCCACCACAUCAAGUUGAAGUUGAAGCAAUACAACAUAAAACAACACAAAUAUUUCAUAAAGUUUAUUUUCCUGAUGAUACUGAUGAAGCAUUUGAAGUUGAUUCAUCAACAAAAGCUAAAGAUUUUUGUCAUAAUAUAUCACAAAGAUUAAAUUUAAAAUCAUCUGAAGGUUUUAGUUUAUUUGUUAAAAUUGCUGAUAAAGUUAUAUCAGUACCAGAAGGUGAUUUUUUCUUUGAUUUUGUACGUCAUUUAACUGAUUGGAUUAGAAAAACAAGACCAUCUAGAGAUGGUAUAUCACCACAAUUUACAUAUCAAGUUUUUUUUAUGAAAAAAUUAUGGACAAAUACUGUACCUGGAAAAGAUAAAAAUGCUGAUUUAAUAUUUCAUUUUCAUCAAGAGCUACCAAAGCUAUUGAGAGGUUAUCAUAAAUGUACAAAAGAAGAAGCAUCAAGAUUAGCUGCACUAGUUUAUCGUGUACGUUUUGGUGAAAAUAAACAAGAACUUCAAGCAAUUCCUCAAAUGCUGAGAGAAUUAAUACCUGGUGAUUUGGUUAAAAUUCAAAGUACCAAUGAUUGGAAAAGAUCAAUAAUUGCUGCUUACAAUCAAGAUGCUGGAAUGAGUCCAGAAGAUGCAAAAAUAACAUUUUUAAAAAUUGUCUAUCGUUGGCCAACAUUUGGAUCAGCAUUUUUUGAAGUUAAACAAGGAACAGAACCAAAUUAUCCAGAAUUAUUAUUGAUUGCUAUAAACAAACAUGGAGUUAGUUUGAUACAUCCACAAACAAAGGAUAUACUGGUAACUCAUCAAUUUACAAGAAUCUCAAAUUGGUCAUCUGGUAAUACAUAUUUCCACAUGACUAUUGGAAAUUUAGUUAGAGGCUCGAAACUUUUAUGUGAAACAUCAUUAGGAUAUAAAAUGGAUGAUUUAUUAACAUCAUAUAUUUCACUUAUGCUGACAAAUAUGAACAAACAACGAACAAUACGAAUACCCAAAUCAUAA
This is a messenger RNA of Aphidius gifuensis, 7946 nucleotides long. RefSeq names its product myosin-VIIa (gene ck). NCBI's taxonomy places the organism in Eukaryota, Metazoa, Arthropoda, Insecta, Hymenoptera, Braconidae. Gene Ontology annotation, molecular function: cytoskeletal motor activity; ATP binding; protein binding. Bases 1053 to 7946 code for a protein of 2297 amino acids. The record is from RefSeq and is a predicted model, not a curated record. Gene Ontology annotation, cellular component: myosin complex; cytoskeleton. The transcript is spliced from 8 exons.